Molecule: messenger RNA, 2588 nt
Organism: Chelmon rostratus (copperband butterflyfish)
Lineage: Eukaryota; Metazoa; Chordata; Actinopteri; Chaetodontiformes; Chaetodontidae
Gene: haus3
Product: HAUS augmin-like complex, subunit 3
Exons: 6
Coding region: 140-2125 (661 amino acids)
Biological process (GO): spindle assembly; centrosome cycle
Cellular component (GO): mitotic spindle; centrosome; HAUS complex
Source: RefSeq, a predicted model, not a curated record
UGUUUAGCGCGGGCAGACUGGCUAGGGCGCUAUGCUAACGGAGUUCCUGAGUAAAAUUGAAAUCCUCCAUAUUCACCAUUGUGCUGCUGUGUGACUUGACUAGCACAAUAAAAAGGAGGGCAAAGAGUGCUGAACCACCAUGUUAGAUGGUGGCCAGUUUGUGGAGGCCCUGGGCCGUCUAGGUUAUCCUGGUGCAUCAUCACUGAAGGCGUCUGAGUUUGACUGGCUGUUUGACUGUGCCCCGGAGAACCUUCACUUCUUGCGCUUUGUCUGUCGGACCCUCAACCGGAGCAAUGUUCUCACCACGGAGGAGGCGCGUGCUUUUCAGGAGCUACGAAAGUCUGGCAAACCACUCCUCGAUGAAGCAGCCUUGGGCGAGGUCCUAAAAACCAUUGGACCUUCAGAUGGGAGCAGUGCAAACAUCUUAGGGUCAUCUUCUUCAUCUUCAUCUUCUGUGUUUUCAUCUGAGGGGGAUGUAGCCAUUGAGGAUUUGGAGGCAGAGCUUCAGGCACUGCGUAAAGAGAAAGAGCUGAAGCAACGACGCUAUAACAAGUUGCAGGUUGUUGCCACCUCCCGUGCAGAUGUUGACCUACGACUUACUGCAGAACUGGAGAGCGCUGCAUGUCAGCUAAAGGAGACCAGUGCUUCCAUUGGAGCUGAGAAUGCUGACACCAAUGCUCUGUUGCAAACCCUAAAAGAUGUGGUGAACAAUCUUGCCUCACAUCUCCCAGUUCUGCCAGAAGCCAAGCAAAAAGGAAAAGGAGAAACUGUGGCCCCAUCAAACCUUUCUGUCUCCAAAAGUCCCUCUGUCCUCCUUUCUCAACUGUCCUUGGGUCCCUAUCUGCAUCAGGAGGAGCUGAACACUAAAUCACUGACUGCCUUCACUCAGAAACAUUUCUUCCAGGGCAUCUCUGACAUUGUUGAGACUUCUUGCUCUGAGCGCUUCCAGGUCCUUGAACUCAGUUCUUGUGAAGAUAGAGAGGAGGAAGAGAAUGAGCACAAAGGAAGAGACAGGGAAGAGCGAGUGGUGGAGCGCAGGAGGACUGAGAUGGCCAGACUUCAGUGGUCUCAUAUCGUGGCCCAGCACCAACUGAUGCAGGCCACAGCAGAAGAGAAGAGUGUCAAGGCUGGGUUGGACUGGCUGUCUGAGAAGUCCUCUCAUACCAAGAGCAUUUCCACCUCCUCCUCACUGCAUGUCCGUGAGGUUGUGUCAAGGAAAGAGCUGCAGAUAGUGGAGGCUGAACUGGAGGCUCUGCUCCAUGGACCAGUACCUGCUGUGCUUAGGGAGUCAGCCAGGCUGCUCAAUGUGCCGGUGGUUAAGGGAGACCUGGCCCUGCAACUGGCCAGGCAGGACUACUACACUUCCAGACAGGAUCAGAUACGAGACUACUUACUCCGCCAGAAGGCGUCCUUUGACUUAGUGCACCUGGCUCAGGAGGUGGAGUUGAGGAGGUGGAGGACGUGUCUUAAGCAGCUGGGAGAAGUUAACAGCAGACUGGUCAAGGAAGGUGAAGAAGCAACCCUCAGAAUCGAGUCCCUGGCCCACCCGGACCUGGCUAUCAACCCCAGGCCUAACCCUAUUAUCAGCGCCAAGGAUGCAGCCUUCAGCAGACUGCUCCAGAUCCUUGACCAUGAUUCAGACCACAUUCGAUCAGAGCCUUUUCGGACAUAUGAAGCACUGGACCAGGCUGCUCAUGACCUCGCAGGCAACCUCCAGGUGACCCGAGAUGCCUUAGCUGGUGCUGGCCGCGAGCAAGACUACACAGCUGCUCGUCUUAAUGGCGACUGUGAGGCGCUCCACAGGGCAAUGUAUACAGAGCUCCAGCAGCUGGUCUUAGAGCCGCAGGUACGUCCAAUGGCCAUGACUGACCAGGAGCUGCUCUGUCCCAAUGCACAGGAGCUGACAUCGAAGCUGGUGGAAGCAGAGGCUCAGCUGCAGAGUUUGCAGCACGUAAUGCAAGAAAUCAUGGGGGAGGUUAAAGCCAAGCGUUCUCAGCUGGAGCGCAAUGCCCUCCUCAGGCGAGAGAGGGAAUUAUACAUCUACUUUCACUUGGAUGCACGGUUGCUUCAGAAAGUUGUGGAGGAUCUAGAGGGCAAAAUGGCCGCGGAGAGAGGGCAGCCGUAAAACCUGCCAGAAUGAAUGAGGAGCGCUUAUAGCCAGCUAAAACCCAAUGUGCAACUUCUCUGCCAAGGGAUUCAACUUGUGUUCUGUGGUUUGAAGAGAUCUGAUCAGUACAUUCUGUGCUUUCAGUGUAGGAGCUUUGCUAACUAAGCCAUGCUCUGGUACAAAGUGUGACACUACUCAAAAUCUGGACCCUCACUUGGUUGUGCAGGAGCUGGAGGUCAAUCCCUUGAGUCUUCAUUGACUUAUCUUUGGGAGAGCACUCAGUUUGGAGAGAGUUUUGGUUGUGUAAGAGCAGUGCUGAGAUGUAACAUAUAAGUGUGUUUAUUUCAAACAAUUUUUACAUAAACUAAUCAGAGAAGAAUUUUAGAGUUAAGUGUUAAGUUUUUCUGUCUUGUGAUGUUCUGAAAUGCCCUUGUUUCCUUUUUGCCUUAACUCAUCUGAUAAAUAAAGAAAAUGUUAUCUA